Messenger RNA from Cuscuta europaea, 4986 nucleotides. The record is from the annotation of a GenBank genome assembly. Lineage: Eukaryota; Viridiplantae; Streptophyta; Magnoliopsida; Solanales; Convolvulaceae.
AAAAAGAGGGCAAAACCCGAGACGGAGCAGCCUGACGGAUCGGGCACCCCGUAUACAAUCAUCGACAUCAACGAACGGAAAGCCAACUCCCAAGUGCCAAGUCGCUGACUCGCCGACCACCCUAUCUACGACGCUUGGCCGCCGUACAGCAGUCCUCACUCGGUCACUCCUCCCUUCAUCAGCCUUUUGGUGCGCCCCGAUCUGCCUACUGUGAUUCAGAGCUUCGGCCAAUCGGCCCUUCUCAGUUUUCACUUUCAGACUUCACGCUUCAACAGCAGGCGCGGCCCUGGCCCUCUGCAUGAGAUGUGGGUGAACAGGGCUCCAGUUUGAAGAGGAGCCUCAUUUUUUAACACCCUCAAUACUAAUUAGGGGGGAUACGAAGUAAUAUAUUUAUUAAGCUUUGGUUUGCGACUCUCCGAAACAUGAAAUUGCUUCCUUUAUUGAUUCGCUUAUCGCUUCAACUUUCGUUUAUCUUGGCUUCUCUUCACUAGCUCAUGGCGUGCAAGAGACUGUUCGCCUGAGAGUGUAUGAGAAGUGCAGUCUCUGCUAGACUCCGAAAGGCGCAAUCACUCCUCAGAUCUGAGAGAUUAUGAACCAAGACUUCACUAUUAGGUUACACCGUUACCGUAAGAAUGGUCCUCCAAUAUCUCAGGGCUGGGUCUGUGCAGCAUCUGAGAGUUUCUGCCUCCACACUCAUUGAUGGCAUCUUCCUCACCCAACACAAGCUCAUAUGCUUUCUCACCCAAACUGAUCCUCAUUCAAAUCCCAGUACUUCUUCGUCCUCUUCACACUGCAGUUUUAUCAUCCAAAGAGUUUGCUCUUUGGUUUACCAGUCUUAUAACAAUCAAGAACAUAGUCACUUGAAAUCAUCACAUCAAAAACUGAGAUUGCCUAUCGAUAUCGAAAUAUUGACUCCAGAACAAUGCAUUACUGUCGUGGCUUCUCUGGCUGAUGAGGCAGGCUCAGUGGCUGCCUUGGGUUUCUUUUAUUGUGCAAUUGAAUAUCCAAAAUUCCGGAGCUUUAUGCGGCUUUACAUAGUUUCAUCAAUGUGUUUGAUGAGAAAUGGGAAUUUUGAGAGAGCCUAUGAAAUCAUGCAUUGCAUGGUCAAGAAUUUUGGUGAGAUUGGGAUGUUGGAGGAAGCUGUAGAUAUGGUUUUCGAAAUGUGUAACCAAGGAUUGGUUUUUACUGCGAGGACUUUAAACUGCAUUAUUAGUGUUGCUGCUGAAGUUGGGUGUAUAGAGAUUGCCGAGAAUGUGUUUGAGGAAAUGUGUGAAAGAGGCCUUUGUGCAGAUUCUUUUUGUUUUAAGUCGAUGGUAGUUGCUUACUGUAAACUAGGGAGAGCUGCGGAUGCAGAUAGAUGGAUGAUUGCAUUGCUCGAUAGGGGUUUUAUCGUGGACAAUGCAACCUGUACAUUAAUUGUGAGCGUGCUUUGCCAAAAGGGAUUUGUGAAUAGGGCGUUUUGGAUCUUCAAUAGGUUAACUGUACUGGGCUUGACUCCAAACUUGAUUAAUUUUACUUGUUUGAUAAAUGGGCUGUCUAAGAAAGGCAGUGUUAGACAAGCAUUUGAGUUGUUAGAGGAAAUGGUUGCAAAAGGUUGGAAACCCAAUGUGUUUACCCAUACAUCAUUAAUUGAUGGCCUGUGUAAGAAGGGCUGGACUGAGAAGGCAUUUAGGCUUUUCUUGAAACUAGUGAGGAGUGAGGCUUACAAGCCAAACGUGCAUACAUAUACUGUGAUGAUCACUGGAUAUUGCAAGGAGGAAAAAUUGAAUCGCGCAGAGAUGCUUCUUACUAGGAUGCAGGAGCAAGGGUUGGCCCCGAAUGCUCAAACCUAUACUUCUCUCAUUGAUGGGUAUUGCAAAGUAGGCAAUUUCAGUCGUGCUUAUGAGUUGAUGGAAGUAAUGAAGAACGAUGGAUUGUCACUUGGUAUUACUACAUACAAUUCUGUCAUUAAUGGACUCAUGAAGAAGGGAGAAGUUCAAGAAGCAUAUAAAUUGCUGAAGAAAGCAUUCAAAGCUGGACUCUCUGCAGACUUAGUGACAUAUACCAUUCUCAUAUCAGACAGUUGUAAAGGCACUGACAGUAGGCUAGCCUUUGCAUUUUGGUGUAAGAUGAUCAAACUUUGUAUCAGCCUUGACAUACAUACAUACACCACAUUAAUUGCAGUCCAAUGCAGGCAAAAGAUGAUGAAAGAAAGCGAAAAGCUUUUUGAUGAUGCAGUUAGAUUAGGUUUGGUUCCAACCAAGGAAACCUUCACAUCAUUGAUAUCCGGAUACUGUAGAGAUGAAAAAAUCAGUUCAGCUAUGAAGUUCUUUGAUAUCAUGCGAGAAUAUGGUUGUGCACCUGAUUGUGUUACUUAUGGUGCUCUGAUUAGUGGUCUAUGCAAGGAGUCAAUGUUGUAUGAGGCCAGAAACCAGUAUGAUUCAAUGAUGGAUAAAGGAAUUACCCCCUGUGAAGUCACACGGUUAACAAUAGUGUAUGAGUUUUGCAAGAAGGAAGACCCUUCCACUGCAAUGAUCCUCUUAGAUGGAUUAGAAAAAAAAUUAUGGACUCGUACAAUCAAUACGUUGAUCCGAAAGUUGUGCAGUGAAAAGAAAGCUGACAUGGCUUCAAUGUUUUUCCACAAAUUGUUAAAUAAACGCCAAACUGUCGAUCAAAUAACUCUUAAAGCCUUCAUGACUGCAUGUUAUGAUGGCCACAAGUAUGAUCUUCUCUCCCAUGUAAACAAAAGGAUUACAAAAGAUCAUCUUUGCUCUUCUGUUGUACAGUUUGAGGAGUCAAAAUGCUAGAACCAGGCAAAGUUCAAGAGAUAUGCUACUUUUUUAUAUAUAUAUGGAGCGGUUUCGGUAAGAACGGACUCCCAGGAGAGAAAUAAGAACGAAUCUGGAUCGUUGGAUUGUAUUAUGUGAAACGGAAAUGUGCAUUUGAUGAAACUGAAAUGUGUAGAAUAAAAAUUUAAACUCAAUUGUGCAUUGGGUGAAAUUGAAAUGUGCGGAAUAAAAUGUACAAAAAUAACAUCAUAUCGUACCUUUUAUUCUGCACAUUUCAGUUUCACCUAGUGCACAUUUCAAUUUCACCUAAUGCACAACUCACCUUCACUUAAUGACAUUGUAUCAUACGCUUUGUGUUGCACAUUUCAAUUUCACUUAAUGCACAUUACAGUUUCAUCUAAUGCACAUUGAAUUUCACUUAAAGCAAAUCUAACGGUUCAGAUUCGUUCUCAUUUCUCUCCUAAGAUCAUGUUCUUAUAUAGAAAAGAUCAGGUGAGAAGUCCCUCUUAAAAUGAGAAGUGAGAAGUAAUCUCAGCCCUUGGAUUUGCAUCUAAUCUUAAAACGCAGUAAACUUGUAGACUGAAAUAAGAACUUAUAACCAAUAAAUCAUAACUUAUAAAGCUUUCCAUCAUAAUUACGAAAAUGCCACUGUAUCUAAAAAUUUUCAAGGUUUCCAGGCUUAUUUUUUUGCGGUGGCAUUUUCGUAAUUAUUUUCGAUGGUGUUUAUAAGUUAUGAUUUAUUGGUUAAAAGUUCGAGGUGAGAAAUGCCCUUAGGCUGAGAACUGCGAAGUUUAACUAAUAGACUAAACACACGAACUUUUAACCAAUAAAUCAUAACUUAUAGACCCCGUCGAAAAUAAUUACGAAAAUGCCACCGCAAAAAAUAAGCCUGGAAGCCUUUAAAUUUUUUGGACGCGGUGGCAUUUUCGUAAUUAUGAUGGAGAACUUUAUAAGUUAUGAUUUAUUGGUUAUAAGUUACUAUAUUCAGUCUAUAAGUUCACUGCGUUGCAAGAUCACAUGCAAAUCCAAGGGCUGAGAUUAUUUCUCACUUUCAUUUUAAGGGGCACUUCUCACCCGAUCUUUUCUCUCUCUCUCUAUAUAUAUAUGUAUAUAGGGAAUAAAUCAGAUGAGAAGCUUCCUUAGGCUGAAAAAUGAUAAGUAAUAGAAGCCGAACGAUUAGAUCAAAUCUCACGGCUCUCAUCUGCUCCCACUUAAUAAUUAAAUGAUUUCUUAUACAUAGUUUCAUUUAUUCCUUUUAUCACGACUUUCUCUCUCCGUAUUCGAUUCUCUUCUCAUCUAUCUCUCUGCUUCAGUAUAAUUUUUCUCUCCGAUCAACUACAAAAGACGAAAUCAUUGGCCAAUCGCUUGAAAAUUCUUCUUUCGUAUUUCUUCGUAGAUCCAAGUUGGAGGAGUUCGCACCUGAGCAUGCUCUGUUUGUGUAAACCUAGAUUAUAUUUUCGUUUCCUCUAAGCUUGAUGGAGAUUGAUGAAGUUUCAACGAUGAUUUCAGAAAUUUAAAAGUAACAGAUCGAUGCCAGUGCAACUUGGAAUGAAGUCAUUUUGGAUGUUGGUCUUGAACUGGGGUAUAAAAGUCAACUACAAAAUCCACAAAUAAGAUAUGGACAUACAAAACACAGUUGAAGAAAAGAAGGAAAGGAGAAAGGGCAAAAAAUAAAGAGGUCGUGGUGUUAGAAAGCAGAAAGUUUAUUAAUCAAUUACAUGUUUUUUGUUCCAAAUUUGAAUGUAAUGUAUUGAAAGUUUUCAAGAUAUAGUUUUGAUGGGAUAUUAAGACCCGGCCCAAUACGGCGGCCUAAAAUAUCCCUGAAGCCCAGGCGCAAGGAAAGGCCGAGGGAGAAUCACCAGGCCCCGUUCAGCACAUCCCGAAUGGGAUAUAAUUACUACUUGGGUAAUUAGCUUAUUCCUGAUUGAUGGCUUAGCCGAACUUAAUCCCGAACGAACAUUGCACGAGUAACUGACAACAGUUAAUGUUGGAUCAUGGGGGCGUCAAGUGGCAUGUGAGGCAACCAAUCAUAUUAGAGCACCCCAUACUCCCAUCUAGUAUAAAUAGCAGCAUUUAAUUCAUCGUAAGAGUUAUAUUUUGUUUACUCUCAAGCUUAUAUUGUAUUCUAGCUCUUGUAUUAGCCUCUAGACCGUAACUACCGUUCGACCAUUUCCCUGUAAUCACUAUUACUGUGUUAAUAAAAGCAAGACUAUUUGAC